AUGGGCUUAGAGCUUGAAGGAGCUGACGAGCUUCUCUUUGAGCUUGGUUGCGACGAGCUCGGUCUUGAAGAGCUAGGCUUGAGGCUCCUUGGUGGUGACGAGAUUGGCUGUGAUGAAACCGGUCUUGAAGAGCUGGGCUUAGAGCUUGGCUGUGACGAGCUAGGUUUUGAGCUGCUUGGCUGCGAUGAGCUGGGCUUAGAGCUACUUAGCCGUGAAGAUCUUGGCUUGGACGAGCUUGGUCUCGAAGAACUGGGUUUUGAAGAGGUAGGCCUCGAACUGAUCUUGGAGCUACUUGGCUGUGAGGAGCUCGGCUGUGAUGAACUUGGCCUAGAGCUUGAUUUUAAAGAGCUAAGCUUGGAACUGCUUGGCCGCGAUGAGCUAGGUUUCGAUGAGCUGGGCUGUGAUGAGCUGGGCUUCGACAAGCUCGGCCGUGAAGAGCUCAGCUGUGAGGACCUAGGUGUAGAGCUGAGUGGUUGCGACGAAACAGGCUUCGCAGAGCUGGGCCUCGAGCUUGGUUUCGAUGAAGUUGGCUUUGCGAUGCUACUAGGCCUUGACGAGGUCGGUCGUGAUGACCUCGACGGCUUCGAGCUGAAAGGUUCAGAAGAGCUAUGA
This is a messenger RNA of Metarhizium brunneum ARSEF 3297, 612 nucleotides long. RefSeq lists its product as uncharacterized. Lineage: Eukaryota; Fungi; Ascomycota; Sordariomycetes; Hypocreales; Clavicipitaceae. The record is from RefSeq and is a predicted model, not a curated record.